This is a messenger RNA of Cornus florida, 1779 nucleotides long. RefSeq names its product omega-6 fatty acid desaturase, chloroplastic. Gene Ontology annotation, molecular function: oxidoreductase activity. NCBI's taxonomy places the organism in Eukaryota, Viridiplantae, Streptophyta, Magnoliopsida, Cornales, Cornaceae. Gene Ontology annotation, biological process: lipid metabolic process. The coding region runs from base 161 to 1483 and encodes 440 amino acids. The transcript has 10 exons. The record is from RefSeq and is a predicted model, not a curated record.
CCCCUAAAUAUAAAGGGUUCGUGUGGAGGCAUGUUGUGAGGUCCUCUUUGCCUUUGUCUUCCAGUUCCCGCUAUCUGUUGUUGUACACUGCCAAAGGGGGUUGGGGUACCCUCAUCUUCAGGGGGCCUUCUGAAUUGGAAUUUCUGCCCUUCUGCUCAAAAUGGCUUGCAGACUUGCAGAUUCAAGCUUCCUUCUCAUGGGCCCCCGUCAAAGGGCAAUUCAGAGUCAUAAAUUUUCCCCACUUAAACCUUCAGGCUUAUACUAUUUGAAGUGGGAAAUUCCCCAGACAAGGGUCAAACACCAAAGAUAUUUUGAACCCCUGCGGAAGACCAAAGUUGUACAAGCUGUGGCAAUUCCAGUUGCACCAUCUCCAGCAGAUGGUGCGGAGCAAAGGAAACAAUUAUCUGAAAGCUAUGGUUUUAAGCAAAUUGGAGAACCACUUCCAGAAAAUGUUACAUUGAAGGAUAUCAUUGAUUCAUUUCCGAAAAAGGUGUUUGAGAUUGAUGAUGCGAAAGCGUGGAAGUCGGUAUUAAUAUCUGCCUCUUCCUAUAUGCUGGGGCUAUUCAUGAUCUCCAAAGCCCCAUGGUAUCUACUUCCUCUGGCUUGGGCGUGGACAGGCACUGCGGUCACAGGGUUCUUUGUUAUAGGACAUGAUUGUGCGCACAAAUCAUUCUCGAAGAACAAAUUAGUGGAAGACAUUGUUGGGACUCUGGCAUUUUUGCCCUUAAUAUACCCCUAUGAGCCAUGGCGUUUCAAACAUGACCGGCAUCAUGCGAAAACAAACAUGUUACAUGAAGACACAGCUUGGCACCCUGUCUUGAAAGAGGAGUUUGAUUCACGCACAGUGCUGCGGAAGGCAAUUAUUUAUGGAUAUGGCCCAUUCAGGCCUUGGAUGUCUAUAGGUCACUGGUUGAUCUGGCACUUUGAUUUAAAGAAAUUCAGACAAAAUGAAGUUAAAAGGGUGAAGAUAAGCUUGGCUUGCGUUUUUGCAUUCAUGGCAAUUGGAUGGCCGUUGAUUAUCUACAAGACUGGAAUCAUGGGAUGGAUCAAGUUCUGGUUAAUGCCAUGGUUGGGCUAUCACUUUUGGAUGAGUACUUUCACAAUGGUCCAUCAUACGGCACCCCACAUUCCUUUUAAAUCUUCGGAUGACUGGAAUGCAGCUGAGGCCCAGCUUAAUGGGACAGUUCACUGUGACUAUCCUCGCUGGGUAGAGAUCCUCUGUCAUGAUAUUAAUGUCCACAUCCCCCAUCAUAUCUCUUCUAGAAUACCAAGCUAUAAUUUGCGGGCAGCUCAUCAGUCUCUCCGAGAGAAUUGGGGAAAGCAUCUGAACGAGGCUACUUGGAAUUGGCGUCUAAUGAAGACCAUAUUGACGAUGUGCCAUGUUUACAGUGAAGAGCAAAAUUAUGUGGCCUUCGACGUACUUGCUCCUGAAGAAUCCCACCCGAUCACUUUUCUUAAAAAAGUAAUGCCUGAUUAUGCUUGAUGCCUUGUAGGGAGCAUAGCCUUUUCAAUUAAUUUCUUCUCUCUUACUAGUAUGUUUUUUUUUUGGGGGGUCAAAUUAGUGGUAUGCCAUUGCAAUUUCUUACAUGUUGUCACGUUCAGAUUCAUUAAUAGAGGAAAACCAUUGAAGGAAGUAUCCUAGAAGUUGGUAACACUUGGCCUUUCUUUAUGAUGAUUUCCCUAUUGUACUCUUUAAGGGCAAAAUAAUCCUGAGGAGUGGGUUUUCAUUAAAUUACAAGAUCUCAUUUGCAAUAUAAUGGCCCUAUGUGAUCUAACUUA